Molecule: messenger RNA, 657 nt
Organism: Didymodactylos carnosus
Lineage: Eukaryota; Metazoa; Rotifera; Eurotatoria; Philodinida; Philodinidae
Source: the annotation of a GenBank genome assembly
AUGGAGAAACGGAAAACACUCAAUUUACGAUCCAAAAAAACAAUAUUAUCUUCUUCUCCUCAAACACCACCAACUCGUAGUAUUAGUGACAGCGAUAUUAGUGAAUUUGAUGAAAAAGAACCACUGAACAAUCGUGUUUGCCGCCGUGACCAUACAUCAAAGAGACUCCAACAGCGAACACCAAGUAAUGCACCAUCUACAGCGAUGCGAAAUAAUAGUACUGCACGUUGUCCGCAACAUUAUAAUGAAAAUGAUAAUGAAAAUAUUCCAGCGAUAAAUCAAGGGUUAUGUGUUAAUAAUCACAACAGUCAUAGUGCUCAUCGUGGUAGUGAUUUUUUAGAACUAAAUCAAAAUGAAUUUUAUGAUAGACAAAAAUCAAACCACCUUUAUCAAUACCAACAACGAAAGCAACAGAGAAGAGGACGCCAUGGCAGUGGUGGUGAAGUGAAUAAUAAUGAUCAACAUCGUUUGAGUUUAAUACCACUACCACUCAUUGAUAUUAUGAUAAUUUUAUUUAGAUUAACUGUUUUAAUUUUAGCGUUAGCUAUUAUCGGUUAUUGUUGUUAUUUCGUGUUUAAAUUUUUAAAACCAAAACCAAGACAAACAUUCUGGGAGAGAACAUUUACAUCUGUUACUGAUUGGCUACAAGGAGAAUAA